AUGAUUCACAUUGAUGCUGGCGCCAAGAUUGACGGCGACUUCCGGGGGGCUUGUGGUAUGACCUUUGCUCCUUUCCGGAUAAUUAUCGGGUAUCGUGAGCGCAUCACACCACACGCGCGCAUGCAAGACCAGCAACAGCAAAAUGAUCAUGCUAUGUUACCACUUGGAAUCGCAAACUUGGUGUUUACUAUGUCAUAUGAUAUCAGCGAUGAUGUUGAUAUAAAACCAAACACCGCGUCUCUCUCACCAAGGCCUAUACUAUCUCAACCCUCAGAGGAACCUAUCCGACCAAGUUAUCACCUACCCAUUGCCACCACAAAGCAAAGUUUUUCACUACAGUUUCCGAUAGCGAACUCGACUGCUUGCCAUAGCGACUAAGAUGCAUUACCGUUGGCAUAUACCACACCCCCAUUUGCACUUUCGACGCCAUCUAGACCAAUGGCUCGCAGAUGUGGCUGAAGUGUAUAGUCGGGCUGCAUAAAAAGACCAAGCUUUUUCCCCAAGCUUUCCGGCAAUAGCAUGAAGAGAGUAAGAGGAAAGUGAAACGAGACUGGGCGUUUGUGGAGCCCCUGGUAUGGGGGAGUUUGUUGAUGUGUUGUUGGGGAAAGGUAUUUGGAAUGGCCUGGACUAUGGCUGUGUGUUUUUGAUACCCAAUGCAUGUAGCCUCACGAAUUUUAUUGGUUGUAUUCUG
This is a messenger RNA of Bipolaris maydis ATCC 48331, 691 nucleotides long. NCBI's taxonomy places the organism in Eukaryota, Fungi, Ascomycota, Dothideomycetes, Pleosporales, Pleosporaceae. The record is from RefSeq and is a predicted model, not a curated record.